Molecule: messenger RNA, 426 nt
Organism: Angiostrongylus costaricensis
Lineage: Eukaryota; Metazoa; Nematoda; Chromadorea; Rhabditida; Metastrongylidae
Source: the annotation of a GenBank genome assembly
AUGUCCCACCUUGGGCGUCCUGACGGGAGAAAGAACAUGAAGUACACACUAGCUCCUGUGGCCGAUGAACUAAAGAAACUUCUCAAUAAGGAAGUAAAAUUCCUAGAGGACUGCGUUGGUGAUCAGGUGGAAUCUGCUGUUGCUGAUCCAGCUCCAGGCUCCGUCUUUUUGCUCGAAAACCUACGUUUCCAUGUUGAAGAAGAAGGCAAAUGUGUGAAUGAGAGUGGUGAGAAGAUAAAAGCUUCACCUGAAUCCAUCGAGAAAUUUCGCGCUUCGUUAACUAAACUCGGUGAUAUCUAUGUUAAUGACGCAUUUGGAACUGCGCAUAGGGCUCAUAGGUUCAUUUCUUCUUCAAAGCUGUUAUCACUAAAUGAUCGAUGUACCAUUCCAACCAACACGUGGUUUUCAGUUCGAUGGUUGGUGUAA